Molecule: messenger RNA, 6434 nt
Organism: Scylla paramamosain (green mud crab)
Lineage: Eukaryota; Metazoa; Arthropoda; Malacostraca; Decapoda; Portunidae
Gene: frc
Product: UDP-sugar transporter UST74c-like
Exons: 10
Coding region: 677-1627 (316 amino acids)
Cellular component (GO): Golgi apparatus
Molecular function (GO): UDP-N-acetylgalactosamine transmembrane transporter activity; UDP-glucuronate transmembrane transporter activity; antiporter activity
Source: RefSeq, a predicted model, not a curated record
UAAUUACAUAUGUACGACAAUUUCACCAGAAGUACAAUAAUUUCAACCUGUGUAGUAUGAUAAUAUGGCCAAAACAAUCUGGCAACGCUGACACACACACACACACACACACACACAGAGACGUCAGUGCAACAUCGGCGGCUGUACAGGGAGGUUGCGUUUCACGCUCCUGGAGGCUGCACGUGUCUGUGGCUCAAACAAAACACUAGACUAUGUAACUUCUAAUAAUUUAACUCUUAACCAUUGCAAAGAGUCACGAGAGCGAUAAUUCAAUACAGUAUCGGGUGUUUACAUUACUAGACUCACUUUGCCGGUAAAUAUUUGCAUCUGUACUUAAGUUCACCUGUUAGUUAGUGGUUACCUGUCCCCCGGAGUCACCUGUGGGUUAAUUAAAGUGUCGUGGUGUUGUGUUGUGGUGCCGCCGCCCCCAGGAUCACAUGGCACCCUGUUGUGAGUGUCAACAUGACCCGGCACUGACGCACUGGUUAGGGGGUGGGAGUGCAUAGGAGAAGAAGGAAAAAGAGGAGGAGGAGGAGGAGGAAGAAGAAGGAGGAGGAGGAAAGUGAGGAAGUGAAGAAAGAAAAGAGGAAAACCAGAAGAAAGAACCACUACUACUACUACUACUACUACUACUACUACUACUACUACUACUACUACUACUGCUGCCGCCGUCACCAUGGAGUUGCUGAAGAGGAUAUUCUCGGCCUUGUUCUACGGGCUGUGUUCGUUCCUCAUCAUGGUGAUCAACAAGAUGGUUCUCACCACAUACAAGUUCCCUUCCUUCCAGUUUGUAGCACUUGGACAGAUGACAGCCACAGUGGUAGUGCUGUUCGUGGCCAAGAAAUUGCGAGUGGUAGAUUUUCCAGGAUUCUCGCCAGAAAUUAUACCCAAGAUCUGGCCUCUGCCUCUCAUGUAUGUGGGCAACCUUAUCUUUGGCCUCGGGGGCACCAAACGGCUCAGCUUGCCAAUGUUUACUGUGCUGCGGAGGUUCAGUAUCCUCUUCACCAUGAUCGCGGAAAGACUGCUGCUGGGCAUUCAUCCGGCCCUCACUGUGCAGCUGACUGUGUACAUGAUGAUCCUGGGCUCCAUCAUUGCUGCUGUGAAUGACUUGUCCUUCGAUACCAUUGGCUACUUCUUUGUGCUGACCAACAAUGUGUUCACGGCGGGCACUGGUGUGUACGUCAAGAAGAAACUGGAGAGCAAGGAGCUGGGGAAGUACGGCCUGCUCUUUUACAACUCCCUCUUCAUGCUGCCCUUUGCUACCAUCUUCUGCUGGAUCAAUGGGGACUUCCUGAAGACAUGGGAGUACGAGGGAUGGAAGAACCCAGCAUUUGUAUGUCAAUUCAUGGUGUCCUGCAUCAUGGGGUUCGUGCUCAUGUACUCAGUGAUGGUGUGCACGCAGUUCAACUCAGCCCUCACCACCACCAUCAUUGGCUGCCUCAAGAACAUCUUCAUCACCUACCUGGGCAUGAUCAUCGGCGGGGAUUACGUGUUCUCCUUCUAUAACUUUGUGGGACUCAAUAUUAGCAUUGUCGGCAGCAUCAUCUACUCCUGGGUGACGUUCAGACAGAAGGAGGCACCCAAGGUUGACACACUGAAGCCAGCUGCCCCUGCCACAACGGUAUAGUGGUAAAUGAUUGGUGGGGCAGAGCGGCAACACAGAAGAGAAGCAUGUGGGUAUGACUACACACGGCCACCCAGAGACGCGUCACCUCCUAGCUGUCACCUUAUGUUCACCUGGGUAAUGGUCACUUCCCCCACACACAUGAAUUCUGCGUGUUCCGAGAGAGGCCUCUACUUAAUGCUAUAGGCAGUGGAAGAGUCCUGGAAUGUGUGGCUGAGGAAAGGCUGGGGCUGGAAGGGUGUUGGGGUAAUGGACUGUUGGGCUUUGGUUUGUUAGUGUUGGAGGAAGUGUGUAAGUUUAUUGGAGUGUGUUGAGUUUGUUGGCAGAAGAGAAGCUGGAAGGUGUAGGAGUUUGUUUAGUUUGUCGAUGAUAGAAGAGAUGAAGGAGGUUUAAAGUCUGUGGAUGAAGUUUUGUUAGGGCUAGAGGAAGUGCAGAAGUUUAUUGGAGUGUGUUGAGUCUGUUGGCAGAAGAAGAGCUGGAAGGUGUAGGAGUUUGUCAAGUUUAUUGUUGAUAGAAGAUCUGAAGAAAUUUUGGAGUGUAGUUGAAAUUUGGGGCAAAUGAAAAGAAUCCAUGGGAAAUCAAAAAAAGAGAGAAGGAAGAGGAGGAGAAACAGAAUGACAAAGUAAGUGUGUUGAGUUUGUUGUUGAAGGAGGAGUUAAAAGUUUGCUGGAGGAACUGGGACUGUUUAUUGUGUGGAUUGGACCUGUCAGUGGAGAAGAAGCUGGCGUGUUGAAGAGAGCAGUUUGUGUUUGUGUUGUCAGUAAGGAAACACCAAGAGGCACCCUGCUGUUGUCCUCAAGUCUUGUGGCAGUGUCGCAGUGCAGGGACGUGUUGACUUGCACCUUACACAUUUACCGUGGAUGUUUCCCGCACUUGUGUCAGCAUUACUUUAUUUAUUAGCAUAUCAGAGUGUGACAGGAGAUGGGACAACUAUGGCAGACUGGCAGGGAAAGUUUGCAGACUGAGGAUAUGUUCAGUAAUGGCAUAAAAUUGUGUUAUUCCAUUUGCCCUGCCAUGAAGUUAUAAUUGCCCUGUGCACUAUGGUCUGGUUUUCACCCAUGCUGUCAUCUCUCAGUACCGGUGCAAUCAACAUGUCCCUGCCUGGAGUCGGACGCCAUAUGUGUGUGAUGAGAAAAAAUAAAGUUGUGAUAAUUUUUAAGAACAGCUGGUGCGUUGAGGAGUUCAGUGGUGGUAGCUUGAUGCAAGUUAUUUAGCUCAUAAGGUCUUGAGAAGUAUUUUUAUAUUGCUCAAUUCAUGUUUCGAGAAUGGAGCUUUUUCUUUUUUUAGUUUGUGUGUGUGUGUGUGUGUGUGUGUGUGUGUGUGUGUGUGUGUGUGUGUGUGUGUGUGUGUGUGUUGGUAGGUCUCUGUCUGUUUUUUGUGUGUGACCUGUUUGUUGGAAGUUGUGUUGGAAGUGAGUUACCGGUGCCCUGUCAGUCUUAUUAUUCUCAUCACUGCACUCUUUUCCUCUCUCAGGAUGUUUCUCGCUAGUUUCCACAGGCAAUCAGGACAGAUGUAUUUAUUUUUAUGUAUUUACAGUAUGUUGAUUUGAGGGAGUGUGCACGUGAGUGAGUGACAAGACAAGACAAGCAGUUCAUAGCAGUACUGUAAUCUUGGUCAGAAGUCACGGUUUUCUCAAUACUGGUUCACUUGUGCUGCGUGUGAGGAAGUGUGCAUAGUGUGUGUGUGUUUAGUGAAUGACAGACUUCCAUUCAAUGUUUUUACUCACUCAAAUACUGGUUCAUGUUUGCUGUGUGAGAGAGGAAGUGUGCAUUGGCUUAGAAUGACCUAGUGAAUGGCUGACACACUUCCAUUCAUGAUAGUUACACACAAUCUCCUCAAAUACUGGUUCAUGUUGCUGGAUCUGUAAGGAAGUGUGCAUUGACUAAUAUACCCUUCAAAUACUGGUUCUUAUUGCUGGAUCUGUAAGGAAGUAUGCAUCGACUCCAAAUGGUCUAGUGAAUGGCUGACACACUCCCAUUCAUGAUAAACUUCAACACACUCCUCAGAUACUAGCUUACAUGUAUUCAGUCUGUGAGGAAGUGCACACUGUCUGAGAACCAUGUAGUGAAUAGGUGAUAUUUUCAUUCAGAGUUCAGCACACACUCCUCAAGCACUGGUUCACAUGUGCCGUGUCUGGUGUGUCUGGUGCAUUGGCUCAGGUCUUGAAAUUUUCCUGUAGUGUUUGAAAUGUCUCGUUGUGAAGGGUGGUGCACUUGUUGGUGUGUUGUGUGUGUAGCAGACCAGUGUGUGGUGUAGGUGUGGUUGUGAUGUGAUGGUGAACUGUGAUUUACAAACAAGUUAUCUGUUUUAUUAAUGCAGUGGUGAUUUAGAAAUUAGUUGUCGGUUUAAUUAGGACUGCUACUAAUUGGUCAUGAUAGUUGUGUUGCUUAAUAGAUAUUCAAAUUCUUUUAUGUAGAUUUUGAGUCACACAUUCAUGACCUAGGGAAAAGCACAAAAUGAUUAUACGUUUCCCAUUAUUUUCUUCGGGUAAUUUGUUUUUUUGGUAGAUUUUGUCUCAUAUACACACAUUCAUCAUUCACAACACAGGCAAGAGCACAAAGGCACUGUAUACUCUCAACCUAGUAUGUUUGUAAACCACAGUUCACUCAAGUGUGUGCCUGGACCAUCAUGACUCCAGGGCAUUUGUGGUGCUGUGACUCCCAAGGCAAGCUGUCAGUUUGGGGCAUUAUAGGGCAUUCUCUCAACACUUACUAAUGCAGGUCUUGUCUCUUUGCUCUUCAGUCUCCAUGGCAUGAUUUGUGAUGCAUUGCAGGGACUUACUCCCCCAGCCAUAAGUUCUUGGCAUCUUAUAACUUGUAAUAUUCCUUGUUAUCUUCCAAGCAAAGAAAUUGGUUAGUUCUCUGGUUGUGAUCUGUCAGUAUUUAUCACUUCUUGCACUCCAUUCUAUCAAGGAACUGAGGAUGACACAUUCUCGGUCAUCAUUAGUUAGCUCAUUGAGGUGCCAUAUGAUCGAUCUCCCUGCCUUCCCCUCAACAUAGCAUCACCCAACACCAACACAGUGAAACACCCACACAUAAGACCCAAACAUCCACACUCAUAUCCACAUAUACAGACUCACACACACACACACACACACACACACACACUCUAGAUAACCAUACCACACACACAUGCACUUCUACACAGACGUGUGUACCCAGACGCACACACUUAUUCCCAGAGACAAAAUUAAAUUAACCCUUCCCCCCCAACAAGCAAUAAUUAGGAAACGGCCUCCUCUACUUACCUUAAUUUGUAAGUGUUCUUUCAUCUUGGCAUUUACCUUUUGGUGCAUUGAUGUGUGUGCCUAGCAGAGGGGAAGACCUGCACUGUGUAAAUUUUUAUACAUUAUCUGUUGACCAAUUAUUUAAGAUUUUUAUACUAUUUUCAAUUAAUUUUGCAUUAUUGUAUGUGAAAUGUUAACUUGAUUGCAGCAACUGAGUGACUGUGUGUGUGAGGAGAGAGAGGUACUUAGAAAACCAUUAGGUAAGGGAGGAUGAGGAUUGGUAAGAAGGGGGUGAGGAGAGAGAGAGAGAGAGAGAGUGUGUGCUGCUGCUUGGUAAGGGAAAGAAUGUGUUGUAAGAUUGUGUGCUUGACUAAAAAUGGUUGGUAAGGGAAGAAUCUUGAACUCUAAUAAGAUAAAAGUUUAAUUACUCAGUACAUGAUAUUUUAAGCAUACAAGUUUUUUUCCCACUUUGGUGCUGCCAUCACUGUAGGUUUCCUUGAGGCUCCUGAGAAGCAGCAACAGCAGUACUUUUGUUUGUAAAGUUAGAGAGCUCUCAUUCCAUCCAUUCUCUCUCUCUCUCUCUCUCUCUCUCUCUCUCUCUCUCUCUCUCUCUCUCUCUCUCUCUCUCUCUCUCUCUCUCAGGCCCCACAGGAUGUCCCCCCACAGUAUGUUUACAAACCCACAGCCUCUCAAUAAAAUAAUCCCUAAAUUCUCCCCCCCUGAGAAAAGAAAAGUAAAAGAAUCAGGCAAGAUGUGCUGCUGCUGCUGCUGCUAACCUAUGAAGUGAAGGAACUUAUUUUAAUGUAUUGAGAAACUUAAUAACCUGCAGCUCUAAUUGACUUUAUCUCUGUUGCUGUAAUGUAUAGGAUAGGACAGUGGGAGAGGAUGAUAAUGAAUGAGGGUGUGUGUGUAUUGUAUAAUUACUACUAGGCCGUUACUUAAUUAUUUCACCAUCUCUAUUGCCAAGUUCUUUACCAGCCAAUAAUAAUGAUUAAGUUAUUUCACUUCCCUGCAAAGAGGUUUCAUGGACAUUGACUCAGCAAUUUCUAAGAGUGAACACCAUAAUGAUCAGGGAUGCUGUGUGUAUUAUAUAACUUAACUACAAUUAGGAUCUGUAGCACGUGUGUAAAUAUGUUAAGUGCUGUGUGUGUGUGUGUGUGUGUGUGUGUGUGUGUGUGUGUGUGUGUGUGUGUGUGUGUGUGUGUGUGUGUGUGUGUGUGUGAUGUACAUUUUUUUGUCAGGACCAAGUGUCAUAUUGCAUUUUAUUUAUUGCAUAUUUAUUGUUGGGGUUUUUAGGUGAGAAAAAGUGAUGAACUGUGUGUCUGUCCUUCCUUCUCCUGCCAUCACAAGCAAGGCUUCUCGUGUGGCAGUCAGUAUUCAACGACUCUAAAUUGGUUUUCAUGUUGCUUGAUAAAUUGGUUUUCACGUUGUCUUGUCAAGCAUCUAAACACUAUGAUAUGCAAAGUAGUUAAUGUCUUGUAAAAAAUAUAAAAACUAGUGAAAAGUGUUUUUGUGCAAUUAUCAGUUUAUCUUGUAGUUUUUUGCACAAAGUUUGAAGUUUUUAAGAAAUAAAAAAUAUUUUGU